AUGGACGACGAGGACGCGACACCUCUUGACGACGAGGACGAGUUUAAUGAGGAAAGCGAGGAGGAACAAAGCGAUUAUGAAGAAUUUGUUCAAACAAGAACGAGAGGCAAAGCAACGCCGAAAACUCCACCCGAACCGAAACAAUCAAAGCAAAGACAAAACGAAGAACCACGAGCUAGUGAUGUCUCGAAAAAGAGAAAGCCAAUGAAGAAGAAACAACUGACAGAAGAAGAAAUCCAACUUAAAAAAUCAGAAAUUGCGCGGCGUAGAAAACAUCAAAGUAUUCAACGUGCCGAGGAAGAUAAG
Molecule: messenger RNA, 306 nt
Organism: Acaulospora colombiana
Lineage: Eukaryota; Fungi; Glomeromycota; Glomeromycetes; Diversisporales; Acaulosporaceae
Source: the annotation of a GenBank genome assembly